UCGCACCUUACAUUCUCUCUUCCUGCUCAGGUCCGUCCAGCUUGUCUGCUGGCUCUCUCUCUCUCUCUCUCUCUCUCUCUCUCUCUCCCCCCAUUACCUGACGCCAUCACUUGCACAAUUUAGGAGCCUAGUUCUUCUACAAUGCAGACAAGAACUGUUCAAGUAAAGAACGUUUCAGAUCUAGCGAGUGAGAGGGAGAUUCACGAGUUCUUCUCCUUCUCUGGAGAUAUUGAACACAUUGAUAUCCAGCGUGACUCUGAACAAUCAAAAGUUGCAUUCGUUACUUUCAAAGAUCCUAAAGCACUUGAAAUCGCCUUGUUGUUAUCGGGAGCAACAAUAGUAGACCGGAUUGUGAGCAUAUCCCCAGCUGAAAACUAUGUUCCAAAACACCAAGUGCAGGAUGUAGCCGUGGUUAAUAAUGCUGUAUCUGUAGUUCCUGAUGAAAAUAGUUUGCCAAAUGCCGAGGCGAGGAGUAGUCCCAAUAGAAAUGGAAGGAUUUAUGUCAGCAGAGCACAAGAUGUGGUUGCGAGCAUGCUGGCCAAAGGUUCAGCACUUGGUCAAGAUGCAGUAAAUAAAGCAAAGGCAUUUGAUGAGAAGCAUCAGUUAACAGCCAGUGCAUCUGCCAAAGUUAUGUCCUUUGAUAAAAGAGUUGGGCUUACAGAUAAACUAACAGUUGGUAUUUCAGUGGUUAAUGAGAAAGUGAAGUCUGUUGAUCAGAGGCUUCAUGUAUCCAAUAAAACAAUGGCAGCAAUAUUUGCUGCAGAGAGGAAAAUAAAUGACACUGGAUCAGCUGUCAAGUCGAGCAGGUACGUUACCGCAGGGGCAGCAUGGUUUAGUGGUGCUUUCAGUAAAAUUCAGUGA
Messenger RNA from Carica papaya (papaya), 861 nucleotides. NCBI's taxonomy places the organism in Eukaryota, Viridiplantae, Streptophyta, Magnoliopsida, Brassicales, Caricaceae. The record is from RefSeq and is a predicted model, not a curated record.